AUUUAAAGUUAUAUAGUUAUAUAUCUAGACAGGAUCGUGUAUGAGUUUCAACAUUUCCUAAAUAUGACCCAACCAGGCAAUUUCUCAUGGGUUGAACCCAAUCUACUGGCCGGAAGCGCUCAGCCAGAACAUCAUGAUCAUUAUGAUUUUUAUAAACAACAAGGAAUUACUCAUUUAGUGAGUCUUACCAAAGAUAAACCGAAAAAUCUACCUGAAAACGACGAUACUUUUACAUGGAGUCACAUUGCUAUGCCAGACUUUACACCACCAUCUGUGGAGCAAAUUGAGCAAUUCGUCUCAAUUGUCGAUCAGGCAAAAAAACAAGGAACAAAAGUUGCUGUUCAUUGCCGCAUGGGGCAAGGACGUACUGGUACUAUGUUAGCUUGCUACUACGGUAAAGACAGAGAACUUCAAGGAGAUGAAGCUAUAAAGAAAAUACGUGAAAUGAGACCAAUUUCGGUUGAGACUCAGGAACAAGAAGAAAUUGUUAGACAUUAUUUAGAACAGAAAAAUCUGAAAAAUUAA
This is a messenger RNA of Dimorphilus gyrociliatus, 525 nucleotides long. Lineage: Eukaryota; Metazoa; Annelida; Polychaeta; Dinophilidae. The record is from the annotation of a GenBank genome assembly.